This is a messenger RNA of Ectocarpus sp. CCAP 1310/34, 7930 nucleotides long. Lineage: Eukaryota; Phaeophyceae; Ectocarpales; Ectocarpaceae. The record is from the annotation of a GenBank genome assembly.
AUGGGAGACCUUCGUCAGCUCGUGGCCGGAGGCUUCGCCAACAAGAACACCGCCAAAGCCGCUCGAAACCCGGGGACGGUACCCUCCCAUCCCCUUGCGGUUUCCGGCGACGGCGACGGAGGCGGUGUGAUGCCCAGUGAUUUCCCCGCUCCUGCAACGACAGGUGCUUCCCGAGAGGAAGCCGCGGCCGGGAAUGGGGUCCGCGGAAUGAAGGAAGAUGGUACCACCCUGGAAGAGGCGGAGGGGGGCGGCAGCGGGGGAAAUGUUCCCGCUCCCGCGACCGGGAGCGCGGAGGAAUUUUCCGAGAAGCCACAGCAGCAGUGGGGGCCUAAGACCGCUCAGGGGCAGGAAGCCCUCCGAUGGCAGCUACGGCGACUCAACCUCCCCCCGGAAGAGUGGGCGGAGGACGUCAGGAAUAUCAACGCGCAGCUCGUCGAGGCCCUGGAGCAGCUGCGAGAGAGGGAGGCGGAGCUGGACGAACACGAGGAGUUGAUCGUCAGUCGUGAACGUGUUCAAAAAGGGGAUAAGUCUGACCCGGGGAAUUAUAGAGGGAUAACCUUGCUGAGCACAGUGGGGAAACUCUUUGGCAAGAUGAUAAACAAUAGAAUGGGAGACAUGUUGGAGGCGAAACAAAAGAUCAGCGAAGGACAAGCUGGAUUUAGACCAUAUCGUAGUUGUGUAGACCAUGUAUAUACGCUGAGUAAAAUUAUCCAAGGUAGGAAAGACGCCGGGCGUACGACAUACUGUUUCUUCCUAGAUGUACAAAAAGCCUACCACACCGUUUGGCGCAAUGGAUUGUGGAAAAAGAUGUGGGACACAGGGAUCCGGGGGAAAAUGUGGAGGAUGUUGAAAAAGAUGACAGAAUGCACAAGAAGUGCAGUGAUGUUGGAUGGGGAAAUCUCGAAGUACGUGGAUAUACUCCAAGGAGUCGCACAGGGCUGUACGAUGUCACCCACUCUUUUCAAGAUUUACAUCAACGACUUGAUAAGGGCGGUUGAAGCAGUAAGACAGGGAGUCCAAGUAGGGGGAAAGAGUGUGUCCGGACUGAUGUUUGCAGAUGAUUUCGUGGGGGUAUCCGAAACACCAGAAGGGUUGCAGGAACAAAUAGAUGCGGCAGUAGGAUACACCCGAAAAUGGAGACUGUCGGCGAACGUAGGAAAAUGCGCAGUAGUGGUCUGUAACGAAGACAAGAAAAAUCCCGUAGAAUUCAAAUGGAAAUGGGGGGAGGAAGAACUACCGGUAGUAGACAGGUAUACGUACCUGGGAGUAGAGAUUUCGAAGGAGUGCUCAUGGGACGCACACAUAGCAAAGUUGAUUGGGAAGGAGGUGUGUUCUCUUGAAUGUGAUUGUACCAAGCUAGAGUAUGCGGGAGAGGUAUGGGAAGGUAACGAAAAGGCCGUCAAGCAGCUGGAAACGGUGCAGAUGGCAGCGGCCAAGAAAAUACUAGGAUGUUCAAGUACAACGAGCAACACUGUAUUGAGAGCAGAACUGGGAAUGUACUCUCUUAAAACAAAGAGAGACAUGCAAAAGUUGAAUUGGCAGUACAAGGUAAGUAGAAUGUCGGACGAUAGACUACCAGCCAUGGUUGACAAGGCAGCUUGGGGAAAAGCGACUCCAGGGAAGAAAGGAAUCAGAUGGGACAAGGUGGUAGAGAGGGUUUGGAAGGAGAUAGGAGACGAGGAGGAGACAUUGGACACGGAAGGGUUCGGGGGGUUCAAGAAGAAAGUCAAGGAGAUGCUAGAAAGUAGGGAGGAGGCAACCCUUCGGAAGAAGGUGGCCGCUCUCUACCGCGAUCACGCCGACCGCGAGAAGGAGUUCGACGAGAAGCAGAAGGCGUCCAAGGCGGAGGCGGGCGUUCUGCGGGAGGAGAGGGACGCCCUCGCCGUGCGGGCGAGGCGGCUGCAGGAGGUCCUGGACGUGGAGGACGAGGCCGCGGACGACCCCACGGCGCCCCACAGAGCUCUCCGCGACCUGAGCCGUAAGGUUACCGUGUUGGAGGUCAACGAGGCGGUCAUGGCGAGGAGGUUUGCCUCCGUCAAGGAGCAGCUUCAGGUGGAGGCCGAGGCAAGGGCGGUGUCCGAGCGGGAUUUCCUAGACAUGUCGACAGCGGGCAAGACGAGGAUACUGUACCUGGAGCAGUGGAAGGCCGGCGCGUCGGCGAGGUUGCUGCGGCUGCAGCAGAGGCUGGACGUCAGCGUCCCUGAACAGGUGAUUAUUUUCUUGGCUGCUUCCGUGAUAGUACAGCAGUAUGUUGGAGGAGUCUGCGAUGGGGACGUGAUAGCUCGCGCAACGGCGUUUGUCGCAGAUGGGCUUGCGAAAAACGUGUUUGUGGUGGCAGCAACGUUUGCUGCAGGCCUGACUGUCGAAGUAGCGGCGGCGGAGGCGGCUUCCGGCAGUGAUCUGGUGUGCACCAGGCGGGAGCUGGAGCAGCUCCAGGAAGAGUUCUUGGGGCUGCUGCACAGCAGUGCGGAGUCGAGGGUAGAGGUGGAAGAGCUUGCCGCGCUGCGUCGAAUGCUGGAAGAAGAACUGUGUUCGGCGAGGACCAGCCUGGCCGCCGCUGAAGAGACCUCGCAGCAAGCCAACUUGAGGCUGGAGAAGGCUGACGCACGCGCAGAGGCUGCGGCGAAGGAGGCGAGCGCCCAGGUGGCCGCCGUCGCCGGCGGUGCUACGCAGGCGGACUUUUCCGGGCUCCUUGCGGAGGUCGCCAAGCACCAAGGCGAGUACGCCAAGGCAGAGGUAGAACGCUCGGCGGCGGCGAGACGGGCGGAGAUGGCCGAGAGACGGGUGGCCUCGCUUGAUGCGGAGUGCCGCGCCGUCAAGGAGCGCGCACUCAGCCUGGAGGCCCGCGAGAGGGAAGCGCGACAGAGCGCCCAGGUGGCUGCUGCAGAGCUCAUCAAGGUUCAGAACCGGUUCGAGGGCGGCCUAACCGGCGAGCAGGCGCGGUCUCUUGAAGAGAAGCUGGAGGCGGAGUUGGUACGGGGGGAGGCGUUGGCCUUGGAAGCCGACCGGCACAAAGAGAUCGCCGACAUCGCUUCCGAGCAGACGCUUGCCCUGAACCACCAACGCAAGGACACAGAGGACGAGCUGGCUGAGCUGCGGAAAACCGUGUCCGACCUGGAGAGCCGGAGCGACGACGACCGCCUCAUCGGGCAGCUUCAGAGAAAGCUCACGGCGACGAAGGUGAAGCUUCAGCGAAGAUCUCGCGCGCGUGGUCAGGUGGCUUAUCGCUCGUUCGCGCGAAAGCACGAGAUGACCAAGGCCAACCUUCGCCGAAAGACGGCCCUGCUCCGGGUGCUGGAGUCGAGGCUGGACAAGCGCGAGGACGCUCUGCACGAUCUGCACGAGAGGAGCCAGGAGAAGGUGGCUGCCCUGAAGGGUGCUCUGAUCGACUUCGCGGACGGUAAAUCGGGAUCCGACGCCGGUAUCACCGGGCCGGACGGGGCUGCCGGGCCCGAGCGCGGGCUGACGAUAACUCGCGCAAGGGAGAUAGCCGCCAGGGUGUCGGAGCUCACGGCCGCUCUCGAGACAAGCGAGGCCGGCCUUAGGGCCGCAGAGCUGUCCCGCCGGUCGGCGGAGGUCGACGCCGAGACCGCGGAGGAACGCCGCCGCGACCUAGAAACCCUCGUCGCAGACCUGAAACGCCUCGUCAUCCCGGGUAAUCGCGCCGCUGCCGCCGUCAGUGGUGGAUCAAGCGGCGUGGCUACGGCAUCAAGGGACAACGACGACGACAACCACGCGGUCGGCGGUAGCGGCAAUAGCAUCGACGGUGGGUCGUUGCCGUCGCCCCCUUCCUCCUCCGCCGACAACAACAAUGAGCACCGGUAUGCGGACGGCGCCUACGCGAGCGCCGCCGUGGAGACGGCGGCCCGGCGCCUCCUCUCAUUGAGCGAGGAGCUCCGCGCCGCCAAGCUCGAGGCCGCGGGUCUCCGUCGCCUCGUGUCGGGCCUUCGCGAAGACCGCCGGCACCUGGAGCGCAAGCUGGGGGCCUCCGAGGCGGCGGCGCGGGCGCUGGAGGAGGCCAAGGCGGAGGCGGAGACUCGCGCCCUGCUGCUCGCUGACGGGCGCGAGGAAGAGGAAGGCCGUGUCGACGGUGGGAAGACAGCCACCGGCGGCGAGAGCGGCAGCAACGGUGCUGGCAGAGCCGGCGGCGCGGCGACGGGCACCGCCGGCGGGUUUAGCGAGGAGGAAAAGCGCUUGCUGGUGGCGGCGUACGCGAUGCCCGCGGGAGCAGAGGCGGAUUUCGGUGGGCUAGACCCGGAGGGAACCCUGCUGCGUCUGCGAGACGCCCACGCGAAGGCUGCGUCGUUGACUCGAGCGCUGGAAGAGGUCAAAGCGGAGAGGGACGAGGCGGCAGUCAAGGUGGAUGAGGCAUUGCGCACCAGGGGGGAACUGCAGAGAGCUCUCAGGUUCUACGAGGAGCAAGCAGCUCAGAACGGCCUCUCCCUCCUCGAUGACGACUCUCUGGCUGAAGCUGUGACCGGUCCUGAUGGCACCUUCGAUGGGAGCCGUACUGGCAGUCGGGGCGGCGGAGGAGGCGGAAGGCGCCGCAGCUUGGACGUCGAGCGCGAGCGUGCCGGGAUGCAGGAGGCCGCCAGCACCACCGUGGCGUCUAUGAAGAGGCUCCUGGAGGAGAAAAACGCCGCCCUGGAGCGGAUGAAGCGCAAGCUGGACGAGGCCAGGGCUGCCGGGCGUGGUGCCGCCAACGCCGAUCGCAGUGAGGCGGCCCGCCUGACGGACAGGCGAGGAUCGGGCGGGGGGGGGAUUUACCGCGAGAACGAGGAUUCUUUGGGGCAGUUACGGGUUGCGCUGAGGCAGCUCGGAGCGGCCGGCGGUCUGACGGGAGAGGGCACCGCCAUGAACAGCCGCCUCAUCGACCAGCUUGAGGAGGUGUCCGGCUUGUUGGGAGAGAAGGACGAGACCAUCCGGCAGCUGGAGCUCAAGCUGAGCACGGCUUGCAACCAGCGGGAGCGUGCGGAGGCUCGCUGCGGCGAGGCCCUGGAGGAGAACGCCAAGAUGCGCUCAGACCUCGCAACGCUGGCCGCCCAGGUGCAAGAUGCGGAAGAGCGAGCGCUCAAGGCUCUGGAGGACAAGUCGGGCGCCAAGCGGCUGGCCGAGCUGCGCAAGGCCCUCCUGUCGAAGGAGCACAAGAUGAGGGCGCUGAGGGAAACGCUGGUCAAGCUCAAGCAGGAGUUCGUGCAGUCGGAGAUGGACAGAGAGGCCGCGGCCAUCGCCAACGACAGAGAACGAGCAAAGAAGGCGGAGGACCGCUCCGCCGCAGUGGACGACCGCCUCAAAGGCCUCAGGGAACAGGUUUCCACGCUGCAAGAGGGCGUGUCUCAGGCUGCCCGCGACAUCGAGCGGGAGCGCCGCGGGCGACAGGCCGCGACAAGGGCCAAGGACAAGCUCCUCGAGGACAACGCGCAGCUGCGAGCGGAGGUGACCAAGGCUGAGGAGAGAGCGGCUUCUCUGGAGGACCGCCUGACGGAGACCCGGCGAGACCUCGACGCAGCCAGAGAAAAAGAAGAACGCCUCCGAUCCCGCAUCAAAACCCUCGACAGCAACAGUGGCGGGAAAGCUGCUGCCGAAAGCUCGAGCAAGAAGAGCAGGCGCUCCGACAGGAGGUCAAUGGAAGAGAGCAAGGUCUCUUCUUCAUCGGAUGGCGGUGACGGUGGUGAUGACGACAGCUACUCCACCCCCGACCGGGACGGAGGCAGCGAUGACGAUGGUGGCGGAAGGGGUGGUGGUGGCAAGCGGCGGCGUCUGAACGAGCUUGAGAAACGGGUGCAGGUGCUGACGGCCCAAAACGAGGCUCUGAGGACCAUCGUGCCGCCACCGCACACCCCUGCGUCAGCGACAGAAAAGAAGGAGCCGACGACGCUGGCUAAGGGGCAGGGGCGACGCCUCGGGUCAGCGGCCUCCCCAGACGACAGGGCCGUCACUUCCGUCGUGGGAGGGACGGUUGCCACCUCAGGCGGGAGUCCAUACAACGGUGGCGGAGGGCACCGAGAAGCUGCGGUCAGCAGGGCCAUGGAGGCGGAGAAAAAGCUGCGGCGGCGGGUGGGGGUGCUGGAGAAGAGGCUGGAGGAGAGGGGGGUGGAACUCCAGGCGGCGGAAGGGCAGACGGCGAAGGCUAAGGGUCUCCUCGCCAGGCGAGGCGUUGUUGUAGUCGGGGGGUGGCACAAGGGUGGACGAACGGGAGCGGAGUCGUCGUCGUCUCCCGAGGUGACCGACGACUUGCGGUCUCGGCUGUUCCAGCUCGAAGAAGAGAACGCCUCCUUGAAGCGUGUGGCGGAGAUGGAGCUCCCUCGCGAGGUUGAGUCCCUCAAGCACCAGGUCCGGGCGCUGCGCGCUCAGCUCGAAGAGACAGACAACCGGCUUGAGGAGGCGGAACGCCGCGCUAAAGUCGUUGUCGCGAGGGCUCUCAGCUCGGACGGCAACAGCGGCGGCGACGGCGGCAUCCUUAGGGCGGAGGAGGGCCUCUACCAUGACCUGCAGGCGGCGAAAGAUGAGGUGGUGGCGCUUAAGGCCAUCGGCAGGGACUUGGAGGGACAGGUCCUGGAGCGCGACUCGGCCAACGUGGAGCUCCGCUUCGACCUGGAGGCGAGGACAGCAGAGACAGAGCGGCUCAGGCGAAGAACCAGGGAGCUCCAGGCUGCCCUCAAGACGGGCGGCGGCGGUGGCGGCGCGGGAGCGAAGGACGGGUCGAGGCCGGCGGGCGGGCGGUUCAAGCGAGAGAGGGAUCUUGAGGGAGUCGUGGAUGCCCUCAAGCGCGUGACCGACAAGCUGAGGGGGGAGAACGACCGGCUUCGGAGGAUGGCGGGAGAGGGAGGCGGGAAGGCCGAGGCACAGAGGAGUGCUCGAGAGGCCAAGAAAAAAGCGGCGGAGCUGCGGGAGGAAGUGGACAGGCUGACCGCCAGGGCGAAGGAUGCGGACAGCGCUGUUCAGAAGCUCGCGCAGAAGCAGGACCUGGUGAACCAGCUUCGGCGCACGCUUAAGGUGCGAGAUGCCACUAUCAAGACGUUCCAAGAUCGAGCAGAAGAUCUCGCGGAGGCGAAGACGCUUCUGUCGGCUGAACUCGAAGCCGCGAACCAGCGCUUAGUCGCAAGCGAUCGCGACAGCCGGUCGUCCUGCAGAUCCCGGCCUCCUCCUCCUGCUGCUGCUGCUGCGCACACCGCCAGAGAGCUGGAAGACGCCAAGAGGGAGGCGGCCACGCUGCGGCAGCAGGUGCAGCACCAGUCGGAGGUUGUCGAUCGUCUCAGGGGAGACAUGAACCGCGACCGCGAGGAAACGGCGGCGGCGGUGGGGCCGGGAAGCGAGGCGUUAGAAGCGGCGAGAGCGGCGGCGGAGUCGGCGCAGGACGAAGCGGACGAGCUUAGGGACCGCCUCGCGGAGACCGAGAGGGAGCUGCAGAGGAUGGAGCGGCGUUGUGCUAGCGCCAUGUCGACGGCGUCGCGGGGAGGGGAAGGCGCCGCUGAUUCUUUCGACGGAGGCAGCAAGGACCUUCUUCGAGUGAGCGGCACCGGCGGGCUGGGGUCCCGGGGUGAUGGAGAGGGCCGGUUGACGCAAGAUAGGCUCAGGGAGGAGAACGACAGGCUCAGGCAGGAGAAUGACAGGCUCAGCGAGGAGCUGGGGGCGUUCGACCACGAGUUUUUUGAAGAGAUCGAAGACCUCAAGUACAAGUACAGCGAGGCCGUGCGAAAGCUCCGACACUUCGAGCAAGAGCGAAUAGGGGGGUGAUGGUGUCGUGGUAAAGAGCUACGUAGAGCCGGUGAUGUGUCCAGAGAGAAGUAUCAGCACGAAACACGAACAGUAGAUAGAUACCUUCCUGUAGUGCGUUAAGGGGCCUGCGAGGGUUGAUUGUUUGAGGAACCACUGGUAUGUCACAAGUUCUGCAUCAGCGCCUUCCCAGGAGGAGUCUAGCAUGGCUUUC